GGAAUCGUCACCGCCAGAUCGAUGACCACCGCACUUGCCACUUCUUCACUUUCUUACAACGACGAUAUGAAUGAAUAAACCAUAACACGUGCACAGUUCACACGGGGCGAGAUGGCCGUGGAUGAGCCGUCAGCGCAAUUAAAUCAUGAUCUCCGACAUGAGAUCCACACGGCUUUGGCAACCCGCCGUCCGCUCCUGCAUCAUCUCAACGCCGACACCUCCUGGCUCCUUCAGAUCCCGCGGCCGGCGAGCGCGGUGAGGAAGGGUGGCCGAGUCUACUUCAACCUCCUUAUCGACCCGUGGCUGGCCGGCGGACAAAGCGAUGUGGCAAGUUGGUUCUCACAGCAGUUUCACGUGGGGCCGAGUGCCGUGCCCACCAUUGCAGCGCUGGAGGAGCUGGCGCGGGAGAUUGAGAUUCUAGCAUCUGGAUUACAACAGAAUGGCCGUAGCAACGAAGCGUCGCUGGAGAAUGAUCCUCCGCAGACAUUCGUCGACGCGGUCUGUGUGAGCCACGAGUUUACGGAUCACUGCCAUAAAGACACACUACUCGAACUCCACCCCGACACUCCCGUUUUCGCGAUCAAAGAAGCUGCCCGCCUGAUAGGCAGCUGGAAGCAUUUUCGAACGGUCGUGACGGUGGAUUCGUUUGGAGUGAAUAAAAACUCGGAUUGGAGAAGUACGAGCAUUGCUCCGUUGCCGCAGUGGAUCGGUAUCAGCAGACUUUUGCAGACGGGUGAUGUCCUGAAUUAUCACUCGGCGCUCAUGAUCGCCUUCAACAAUCAACAAUCGACGUCAAAUUCGGCGACGGGCAAUGUGAAUGGCCACCACUCCAAGGUUGGACAAGACAUCCCCACUGACGCCAGCGAGUCAGAGGACUGGGCAGAGGCGAUAGUCUACACACCACAUGGCAUCCACAGUGGUGAUCUCAACUUGAUCCCCGGCGCCUCGCCACCCAUUCGCACGCUGGCAUUCCUGCACGGCCUGCACAAUGUCCGCGUCGGCACGAUAGCUGGUCGCACAGCGUUGCAGUCCAAUCUCGGUGCGCACAAUGGCCUCAAAGCGCAGCGUGUCCUCAACGCAAAAUAUUGGAUCGGCACUCAUGACGAGGAAAAGACGGGCGGUGGACUGGUGUCUUGGUUCUUGCAGCGGGACGUCAUCACCCUGCAAGAAGCACUCGAGGCGGAGAGGCAGGCGAGAGCAGAUGUGAAGGAUGUGGCGACGUUGGCGGCAUUCGAGGACACGAACUGGCUAGAGUUGAAGAACGGCGAAAGCAGGGUGCUGAUUUAGAAGGCUGUGUAUGCUGCGGCAUUUUCUGGGUUGGAUGCGUGAUCACGUUUAGGCGUCAUUCACUCCGGCGUGUAUAAGCACAGGGACCACUUCUCCGAAUUCUUCCUUGGGUACCUAUAUCAUGUACAAGGUCAGUUGCCUACUGCGGGUAAAGAGCGAAUAUAAUUGGAACGCCUCGGAAUCCGGCUCCUGUUGCCUGGUGGGUUAAACCCCAUGCGGCCGAGGGAAGCGUCACGGGGUCGCUUGCCUCCUCUCCACCGCCCAACUCCACUCAGCCUUCUCCCCGCGCAUCUCCGCCAAGAUCAACGACGUCUCAAAAUCGCUCACCGAGACUGAUUGGCAUUCCGGAGGAUUGCAGCGCUAGGAACCGGUCGGGCGACACCGUGAACCAAGGGAGAGA
Neohortaea acidophila is the source of this 1687-nucleotide messenger RNA. RefSeq lists its product as uncharacterized. NCBI's taxonomy places the organism in Eukaryota, Fungi, Ascomycota, Dothideomycetes, Mycosphaerellales, Teratosphaeriaceae. The transcript has a single exon. The coding region runs from base 112 to 1287 and encodes 391 amino acids. The record is from RefSeq and is a predicted model, not a curated record.